This is a messenger RNA of Striga hermonthica, 637 nucleotides long. Lineage: Eukaryota; Viridiplantae; Streptophyta; Magnoliopsida; Lamiales; Orobanchaceae. The record is from the annotation of a GenBank genome assembly.
CUCCUUCAGUCGAUCCUAUAACUUUAGCAUGUCCUGUAGCAAAGUUAGCUGUUCUUAAUCCCUUUUGUUAUGCCCCUGCAGCCGAAAUUGAUGGCUUCAGGGAGUACAGUGGUCUUCCCUCCAACUGGGAAUUGGUUGCUCCUACAAUUAGCGAUGACUUCAAACAUCCUCCCCGCGACUGUUUUACAUUUUUCAUCGAUCAAAUAAUGUCUGGAUUUCUCUUCCCGAUCCAACAUGAAAUGUUUUCUCUGAGCAAUCUGUAUGAUGGUACUCGUACUGUUGACGAGUAUGAGAGGGAGUUCACUAGACUUGCAGCUGUCGUUCCUGAUUUGGUUCGCACAGAGGCCCAGAGAGCACAGCGUUUCAUUGACGGGCUUUACCCAGCAGUCCGUCAUAACAUCGUAGGCCACGGGACACAGACGUAUGCUCGUGCAGUUUCGAUUGCUCAGGAGGUGGACGCCAGCAUCAGGAGGGAGGCCAUUCGUGAUCAUUCUCAGCCAUCCGCCCCUGCUCAGUCAUCUUCAGUUCCACCGAUGCCAGCUCUACCAGCUGCCCAGCCACCGAAGAACAACAAGAGGAAGGGGAAAGGUGCCCCAAUGGACAAGAGGACCCGGCGGAGGCUACAGCAGAUCCCACA